Arachis duranensis is the source of this 1203-nucleotide messenger RNA. RefSeq lists its product as uncharacterized. NCBI's taxonomy places the organism in Eukaryota, Viridiplantae, Streptophyta, Magnoliopsida, Fabales, Fabaceae. The record is from RefSeq and is a predicted model, not a curated record. The transcript has 2 exons. Bases 1 to 1203 code for a protein of 400 amino acids.
AUGAUUGCUGAUGAUAGUGGCGAUGAUAUUGGAGCGAGUGAGCCUGCUAGUGCCGGUGGUGGCUCUAGCUCUGGCGUACAGCAGUACCAUCCACAUUUUUCAUCUUUGGACCUGGAUGCCAUGAGACAGCCGGGGGUAUCUGGGGAGGCUGCAGGAUUUGGCGCUAGAGAUGCAGAAGGAUCAGCUGGUAUGAUAGAGUUCCAGGUUGGUCACAUCCGCCGAGGUGUACAGUACAAGGUUGUGGAGUCUGAUUAUCGCCGUUACAUUGGCAAGUGUUAUGAGUUCGGGAAUGGGUGCACAUGGUUAAUUCGGCUGAGUCUCCGGCAGCGCAAGGGCAUAUGGGAGGUCAAACGUUACAAUGGACCGCAUACUUGUCUCGCCAGCUCUAUCACCAGCGAUCACAGGAGGUUGGAUUAUCAUGUGAUAUCGGCAUUCAUUAUGCCAAUGGUUAGAGCUGAUGCAUCCGUUAGCAUCAAGGUGCUCCUAAAUGCGACUGCCUCGCACUAUGGGUUCAGGCCGACCUACAGGAGGGUUUGGAUGGCGAAUCAGAAGGCUGUUGCACUCAUUUAUGGUGACUGGAAUGAGUCUUACAACGAGCUCCCAAGGUGGGUGUUAGGAGUGCAGGUGACCAUGCCUAGUUCUAUUGCAGUUCUUCGGACUAGCCCUGUUCGAAUUGGGGGACAGCUGGAUGAAUCUCAGGCUUAUUUUCACAGACUGUUCUGGACUUUCCCACCGUGUAUCGAGGCAUUUCGUCAUUGCAAGCCGUUGGUUAGUAUUGAUGGGACGCAUCUAUAUGGCAAGUAUGGGGGUACUCUGCUUGUUGCAAUUGCACAGGACGGGAACUCCAACAUACUCCCUGUUGCAUUCGCACUAGUCGAGGGUGAGAAUGCUGAGUCUUGGUCAUUCUUUCUCUCCCACCUCCGUCAGCACGUCACCCUACAUCCGGGUCUGCUUGUUAUCUCUGACAGGCAUAACGGCAUCAAAGCCGCCCUUGAGGCUCCCGACGGGGGCUGGCUGCCUCCGGCUGUAUACCGAGCUUUCUGCAUUCAGCACGUAGCAGCAAAUUUUGCCCUCACCUUCAAGGGUAAAGAUGCAAGGAGGCUUCUCGUUAACGCUGCCUAUGCUAAGACGAAGGUUGAGUUCGAUUACUGGUUUGAUAUUCUUCGCUCGGAAGAUCCGGCGAUGUGUGAUUGGGCAAACUAG